Coccidioides posadasii C735 delta SOWgp is the source of this 2908-nucleotide messenger RNA. RefSeq lists its product as uncharacterized. Gene Ontology annotation, cellular component: nucleus. Gene Ontology annotation, molecular function: RNA binding; metal ion binding. Gene Ontology annotation, biological process: negative regulation of DNA-templated transcription. The record is from RefSeq and is a predicted model, not a curated record. Lineage: Eukaryota; Fungi; Ascomycota; Eurotiomycetes; Onygenales; Onygenaceae.
CCGAUCGACUCUUCAGCUUCACAUUGCUGAAGAUGCUGCAGAUGGUGUCAGGCAACUGGUAGCAUCACUGUUUGGCCUGUUUCCUCCUCAUAUUCUUGCUAACUCCCAUACUUUUUUGUCACUCCUUUUUACUGUGUUUUGUAAUCACCAUUUCUCCUUCGGUGCUGCGGGUUCAUAUUUCAUCAUGCGCAACAGCUGUUCAUCAUAAUCGAUAGCCAGCUGUCUUCAUUAGCCACCUCCUUCCAAUCAGUCUAAUAAUUGCACUCGUGCCACAAUCAUGGUUUCAGAGGAGGUCUUCGAAUCAUGCCUGCCCAUCCUCAACAACGCUGAGGUCGACGAAGAAGAGAAGGUCGAAAAAGUGGAAGAGUUCCUCCGCGACAAGGCUGCAUUGACGGGGUCAAUUCUGGAAAAUGCUGUUCUGGACGUUUUAUGGCGCCAUCGGAACUCUCUAAAGGGCGAGGCCUCCCCUCCCCCGCUUCGUCAUACUGUCAUCCGCCGCUCCUCUCCAGCGCCGUGGCAGAUAACCCGUUCGUCCACUCCUCUUUCGUCUCCCUCCAAUAGCCCCGCGGUUCCUUCAGGGUUUCCGGUUCCUCGUGGCGGCUUUCCUCGUGCGCCCAGGUCAUUGACUGCCUCCCCCUUUACCUCGCCGCGCCCGUCACCCCGCUUGGCUUUUGCGCAGCCGAUCCCUCACAGUCCGAACCUUAACGCCUACGAGUUUGCCGAGCGCACUUCUAUACCGGAAUAUGGCGAUCUCGGGAGUGAUAAUGUCGAUUGGCUAGUGAACGACGAUGCCAGGAGCACCGCAUCGUCCACUGUUUUGAGCGGUGCGGCCCCAGAGUGGAUUGCGCCCGCUGACAUGAGCCCCUACGAUAUCCUAAGAUCGGUUCUGGGUGACCGGAGGUCCAACGACGAGAUCGAGGCGGCCCUGGCGGCCAAUGGAUAUGACCUUGGAGCGACGAUAGCGGCCCUGACGGAACAAGACGCACACGGCAACACUACAGCAAACAAUGAAGGUAGAAUUUUAGUCGGUAAAUCUAUGGCUGUGGAACAGACGCGGCCGUUGACCCCGUCGGGCCAGGCUCGGAGUCCGGUUGUCUGCAAGUACUGGUUAUCUACUGGUCAAUGCCUUCGAGCAGAUUGUCGAUUUAGCCAUGACUUGACCAACCAUAUUUGCAAAUACUGGCUGAUGGGAAACUGUCUUGCGGGAGACGUUUGUCCUUUCUCUCACGACCCAUCCGCCUUGGUAGGGAAUCUCAAUAUAAGUGAUAGCAGCGCCGGAUAUGGCAGCCCAUCCACCCAGCCACAGCAAAUGUUCUAUCCUCAAGAUAACUAUGAGGCCUUUCCAGCCUUACAGCCCGCGAUGGCCGACCAAUGGUCGACGUUUUAUCCCCAAAAGCAUUCCACUCAGUUCGUGUACGGCGUGAAUCAACAUCACCGCGGAAAUUCUCCCUCAAAUAUCAGAAAUAGGAAUAUGCUUCUUAAUCAAUCGUCACGCCCACAUUCUAGGCCUACAAGUCGACACCAGCAACGCGACUCUGGCGGUUCUGCUUUAUCAGUCGAUGACCCCGAGGCCUUUCCCACUCUCUCCUCCCUUAACCCUAAGGCAUCUGGGAAAAAGCACCACGGCAAGCGAGGCGGUCAUAACCACAAUCGCGAAACUAGCGGAAAUAAGGAAGGUUCUUCAAGCUCGCUAACGGACGCAGUUCGAAUGUCUCCAUCCUCGAACCAACGCAAAGGAACUCCCAAGAUUGCGAAGCCAGUCAAUGCCGGCCGCGAGAACAGCGCAGCUGCCCAAUCCAUCCCGACACCAAAGCAUUUACCAUGGCUCGAAUCCGGUCCUCGCGCAAACCCCCAAUAUCUCAAGUGUCGCACAGACGCGAUUACUCAUGGUAACGUUAGAAACAAGUUUCUCCAAAGUGCCGCCCAAGCUUGGAAUCGUAACGAUGCGCGGGCUGCGAAAGCCCUCUCACUCCGUGGCCAAGCUGAGAAUGAGGCAAUGAGACGUUGUUACCGUGAGGCUGCUCGCCACCUUUAUGAGGGCCGUAGCAAGAAUUCAGAUAGUAACACCGAUGACGAAAUCUAUGUCGAUCUACAUGGCCUUCAUCCAGGCGAGGCAAUCGAGUACCUGGAGAGUAUUCUUAAAGAAAACGCAAAACUGGAUCGUAAGCUGCUAUACGCCAUCACGGGCACUGGCCAUCACAGCAGAAAUGGCAAGGACAAAAUUGGUAAAGCUGUCAAAAACUGGUUGGACGAUUGGGAAUACGUCUACUGUGAAUUCAAUGUACCCAGCGAGCGAGGUGGAUACGUCGGCGGCGUUCUAGGCAUUGAUCCAACAAGUAGUGAGAAGAGUGGGCAUAUUACAAAGACCAAUGGAAAAAGUGUCCCGGAAGAAGAUAAGAAAACAGUCCAGGAUGAUGAAGCUGACAAUAAAGCCGGGAACUCGACACCAACACUUACGAUGGGCAAGAUACAGCUUUUGAAGCGAGACGAUUCCGGGAAGAAGUAGCUGUUAACGAGACUAUGGAACUCGACAAUAUGUGCCAUAGCCCGCGUGGCUAGAGAGGUGUCUUUGCCUCAGUUUGAUUACCGCCACUUGCCAUGAGCUUUUGGGCCUUGAAGCAAUAGACGAAAACCAGCCAUUGGGCUAUUGUGAUGCUCGGGCUUGGUUCAUCUCCAGUUUCCAUGGUCUUUUAUAGCCUAGACGUGGUAGAAUUUGGGAUUUACGGACUGCUUCGAAUAGGGUCGAGGCUGGUAAUGAUCGAGUUACCAUACGGGUGUCACGUCCCUCAUGACGGGCUAUAUUUGAUCUAUGGCUGGAAGGCUCUUUUAGGUUUUCAGUUCAGUUGAUAGGAUGUUUGGAGCUAUAAUGCUCAGAAUACAUAUUUGGUUAUGGUUUAUAGCUAGAAAG